Molecule: messenger RNA, 1143 nt
Organism: Arachis stenosperma
Lineage: Eukaryota; Viridiplantae; Streptophyta; Magnoliopsida; Fabales; Fabaceae
Product: 54S ribosomal protein L51, mitochondrial-like
Exons: 4
Coding region: 244-603 (119 amino acids)
Biological process (GO): mitochondrial translation
Cellular component (GO): mitochondrial large ribosomal subunit
Molecular function (GO): structural constituent of ribosome
Source: RefSeq, a predicted model, not a curated record
CCAAAAACAUAGAAAAAAGAGAAACCCAGCCCAAAGACCAAAAAACGUAAACCUAAUUCAUGAAUGAAAUCCCGCACUGCCUCUCCUCAGUCCUGUCUCCUCUGCCUCUUCUCCUUUGCCGUCGCCGUCGCCGUCGCCGUCGCCUUCCCGUGUUCCCGAGAAUAUUCAUCCCUCGCACAGGAAGAGACACACUAGGACUAAGCUCUGAUAAUCUCAUAGCUGUGUUCAUUCCAGUUUUGUGUGAUGGCUCUGAGAGGAGUAUGGCAACUUCAGAAGCUCAUUGUUAGUUAUUGCAAUUGGGGCGGAAGCAGUAGAGGUAUAAGGGCUUUUAUGGAGUCGGAAUUGCCUGUGUUUAAGGAGAAGAAUCCUCAAUUAGAGGUUGUUACUGAACUCAUUCGUGGUCAGCAUCCACAUUUGAAGGCCUUUUACAAGAACAAAAACGAGCGAGUUAUAUGCGUGAAGAACAUGGAUCCAGAAGAUGUACUUCACCACGCAACGAGGCUAAGGAAUGCGUUGGGAAGAAAGGUGAUCAAACUGAGGACAAGGCAUGUAACCAAGCGCCCUAGUGUGCAAGGUACAUGGACAACCGCUCUUCGAUUUUAAUUUUUAAAAAUAAUAACAAGUCCAGAGUGUAGUGUUCCAUUUCUUUCUGAUGAAUUUACCAAUGUUGUGUAAACCAUAUUUGAGUAUAAGUCCUCAUGCUGUUUGUGGCACAAUUUUUAUUUUCUUCUUCUUCCUUGUUUGCUGCCUCAUGAAGAAGCUAAUGAGCAAAGUCAUGUUCAUAGUUCAUAGUUGUUAAUAGUGGCAAUGGAUCGUGUUAUAGAUACAGAUCCUGUUCGAGUUGUUAUCUUUUUUUCUUCUUUAUCUAAAAAUAAGAUAGGAUUAAUGAUCAAAAUAGUCUCUGAAAGACAACUAUCAAUUUGGUUAUCGAAGAAAUUGGUCAGAUAUAACAGUCAGUCUAUGCAAAGACCAAUAGGUGGUAUCAUUUUUUAGGGUUCAAUUUGAGGUUCUUGAUCUUUCCAUGUGAAUCAAGACAAAGCAUGUAUGAUUUUUUAGGGAUUAUUUUAACUAUUAACCAUCCAAAUGAUAUGAAUUAGCGUUAUGUGUCAUCAUGGAAGAAAAAUGGCAUAGGUGCAAUAAUUU